Molecule: messenger RNA, 1716 nt
Organism: Misgurnus anguillicaudatus (oriental weatherfish)
Lineage: Eukaryota; Metazoa; Chordata; Actinopteri; Cypriniformes; Cobitidae
Source: RefSeq, a predicted model, not a curated record
CAGUUUUACAGUUUACAGCAGUUGCUUCAGUACAGAAUCCACUGGAUAAAUUAAUGAGACAUUUUAACAAAUCUGCUUUCAGCUAUAAGAUUUUUCACUGGUUACACCAUUAUCUCAUUUCUGGUGUGUGUUUCCUCAGAGGACUGAUCUUAUUUUAAUGAAGAGAUGAAGACAGAACAGCAAAUCAUUAUUUUUAUUUGUUUGUUACAAGUUGUUUGGUGUGAAGAUUGGCCCAUCAGUCUGCCAGAGAAGAUUGAAGCUCUGAGUGGAUCCUGUGUGACCAUAAACUGCACAUUUACUAUUGAUAACACAUAUGACAAUGAUCUCACUGACAGUGCUGUAGGAAUUUGGUUAAAAAAUGGGGAUAAUAAAGAAAAUGCUGUGUUUCACUCCACCAACUCCAAACUCUCUUUUAAAGGGGAAAUGACUGGAAAAUUAAAACACAAGGACUGUACUACCAUUUUUUAUAAUGUUACUUCAAAUCACAAUGGCAGAUUUCAGUUCAGGCUUGAGGGUAAUGGUCCACUGAAAUAUGUCUAUCAACAAAAAUCUGUAUUUAUAGACGUGAUCGCCUCUCCCCACAAACCCACAGUGCAGAUGUUUAAGGAUCAGAUGGAGGUUGAGGUUCAUGAGGAGGUGUUAGAGGGGAGCUCUAUGUGUCUGCGCUGCUCUGCUAAGACUCUCUGCUCCUCUUCUCCACCAACUCUCACAUGGAGCUCCACUGACAGACUCCACCUCAAUGAGAACAGCAGACUACAGCUGGAUCAACAGAAUCAAACUGAGAUCAUCUCUGAUCUGAACUUCACUGCUACUCACCUUCAACAUGGAGUCACUUUCAUCUGCACUAUAACCUACCAGCUACAGCAGAGGAUCACAACAGCACAGAACAACAUCAAAUUACGUGUUCAGUAUGCUCCUAAAAACACGUCAGUGUUUGUGAUUCCAUCUAACUCUGUACUGGAGGGCAGUUCAGUGACUUUGAUCUGCAGCAGUGUUGCAAAUCCAGAAGUGAUCACCUGGUACAGAGAGAAUAGAGGACAGCUGGAGGAGCUGCAGACUGGAUCUAAUCUCACCUUCAAUGUGACUGAUCGUACACACACAGGACGCUACUACUGUCAAGCCAAAAACCAACAUGGCACCCAAAACACAUCAGUUUUGCUGGACAUUCAAUAUGCUCCUAAAAACACAUCAGUGUCUAUGUUUCCAUCUAACUCUGUACUGGAGGGCAGUUCAGUGACUUUGAUCUGCAGCAGUGAUGGAAAUCCAGCAGUGUUCAACUACACCUGGUACAGAGAGAAUGGAGAACAGCUGGAGGAGCUGCAGACUGGAUAUAAUCUCACCUUCAAUGUGACUAAUCGUACACACACAGGACGCUACUACUGUCAAGCCGAAAACAAACAUGGUACCCAAAACACAGCAGUGUUGCUCGACAUUCAGUAUGCUCCUGAAAACACAUCAGUGUCUGUGUUUCCAUCUAACUUUAUACUGGAGGGCAGUUCAGUGACUUUGAUCUGCAGCAGUGAUGGAAAUCCAGCAGUGUUCAACUACACCUGGUACAGAGUGAAUGAAGGACAGCUGGAGGAGCUGCAGACUGGAUCUAAUCACACCUUCAUUGUGACUGAUCAUACACACACAGGACGCUACUACUGUCAAACCAAAAACCAACAUGGUACCCAAAACACAUCAGUGUGGCUGGACAUUCAGUGUGAGUAUUAA